CUUCAACUCCUGACACUAUCACCAACCAUGUUUACGAUAAUAAUAAUUUAUAUCCAUUCAGUCAGAUGGUUCAUUCAUCACAAAAGAAUCAUUUUGUUCUCUUUUUUAAGUAUGCCGUUCCGUUACAAAAUUUUAUGAGGAUUGGACGAAAAGAGCGAGCCGUGAAAAAAAAAAGAGUAAAAUUUCUUGAAAGUAUGGGGGAGCCAGGAGCCAUAUAUAUAACUGGUGAGAUUUAUUAUUUUAUUUAAUUGGUAUCAACAGUUUUCGAUAUACCUUUCCUUUCUUUACAAGAUUAUCGAGUAAGGAUGAGUACCGUUACGAAGAAACCUUAUUAUGAGGCAUUGCCUACUGCUUUAAGUCCUUAUCAUUAUCAUUUAUCCAUUUCUGAUAUUGAUAUUAAGGAUGAAAAAUUCAAGGGAAAAGUCGAGAUUGAUUUAAAGAUUGUCGAAGAUACUGAUGAAUUACACUUGAAUUAUCGAGAUUUAAUCAUUUCAAAGGAAAAUAUCAAGGUUGAACUCGUCAAUGGUGAAACCGUAACUAUCAUUGAUAUCGAAUCAUUACAAGAAUUCAAACAAAAGGAAUUCUUUAUUGUUAAAUUCAAUCAACUUCUAAAAUCAUCUCCUGAUUCAUCCUUGAAAGUAACUUUGAAUUAUGAUGGGAUUGUUCAAACUAAUAUGGCAGGUUUUUAUAAAUCAAGUUAUGUUGAAAAUGGAGAAGAAAAAUUCAUGUUAUCAACUCAAUUUGAAGCUACUGAUGCAAGAAGAUGUUUCCCUUGUUUUGAUGAACCAUUAUUAAAAUCAACUUUUAAAGUUGAAAUUGAAAUCCCCGAUAAAUCUUGGAUUGCAUUAGGUAAUACUCCAGUUGAAUCAAUCACUAAACAUUCUACUACUGGUAAUGAAAUCUAUACAUUUGAAUUAACUCCAAUCAUGUCAACUUAUCUUUUAGCUUGGGCUGUGGGUGAAUUCGAAUAUAUCGAAUCAUUCACUGAAGACAUUUAUCAUGAUAACAAACCAUUACCAUGUAGAAUCUAUACCACAAAAGGAGGUGAUCAUCUUGAAAAUGCCAAAUUAGCUUCUGAAAUCACUCCCAAAAUUGUGGAUUAUUUCUCCAAGAUUUUCGAAAUUAAAUAUCCAUUACCUAAAUUAGAUUUAAUUGCCGUUCAUUCUUUCAGUCAUAACGCUAUGGAAAAUUGGGGUUUAAUCACUUAUAGAUCAACUGCUUUAUUAUAUUCCGAAACAAAAUCAGAUCCAUCCUAUAAACAAAAAGUCGCCUAUGUCGUGGCUCAUGAAUUAGCUCAUCAAUGGUUUGGUAAUUUAGUUACUAUGAAAUGGUGGGAUGAAUUAUGGCUUAAUGAAGGGUUUGCUACUUGGGUAGGUUAUAGUGCUGUUGAUUAUUUAUUCCCAGAAUGGGAUAUUUUCAGUGGUUUUGUAUCGGAAUCUUUACAACAAGCUUUAACUUUGGAUGGAUUAAGAAACUCUCAUCCUAUUGAAGUUCCAGUCAUUGAUGCGUUAGAUAUUGAUCAAGUUUUCGAUGCUAUUUCUUACUUAAAGGGGGCUUCGACUAUCCUUAUGAUUUCAAAUUAUUUAGGUAAAGAUCUUUUCUUAAAAGGGGUAGCCUUAUAUCUUAAUACUCAUAAAUAUGAUAAUGCCACUUCUCAUGAUUUAUGGAAUGCAAUUGGUCAAGUCUCCAAUAAACAAAUCGAUCAAAUUAUGAAUGAAUGGAUUAAAAAAAUCGGAUACCCAAUCAUUGACGUCUCAACUUCAACUUCCAACGAUUUAGUUUUAAAACAAUCAAGAUUCUUAAAUGGUGGUGAUGUCACUCCCGCUGAAAAUGAAACUAAAUGGUGGAUUCCAUUAAGUAUCGCCAGUGGUAAAGAUGUCGAUACAUCUAAUAUCAUUGAUUCAUUCGAAUCAGAAACUUUAAUCAUUGAUAAUUUCCCCUUAGUGUCUGAAUUCUUUAAAUUAAAUAAAGAUACUACUGGUGUUUAUCGUGUUAAUUAUUCGAACGAAAUCUUAGAAAAGAAUAUCUUACCUUUCUACUCUGAAUUAAGUGUUAGAGAUAAAGUGGGGUUAAUUGCUGAUUCAACCGCUACAUCCAUUGCUGGUAAUAACUCUACUGUUAGUCUUUUGAAAUUAAUUAAAUCUAUCAAACAUCAAUUAGGUGAUGAUUAUUCCGUGUGGUUGGAAUUAGGUAAGAAUUUAAAUAAGUUGUUGACGGUCUUCACUAAUGAUGAACUGUCACCCUUAUCAACAAAAUUAACUUCCUUUGUGAGAUCAGUAUAUGAAACUAAGGCUGAACAAUUGAUUUCUGAUUUCGGUUCAGAAACGAAAGAAGAUUUCUUAACUGUUAAAUUAAGAUCGGAUAUUUUAUCUCAUGCUGGAUUAUUAUCAAUUCCAAAAGUUGAAGCCUUUGCUCUUGAAUUAUUUGAACAAUGGACUACAACUGGUGAGAUUGAUCCAUCAUUAAGAUCAUUUGUUUUCUCUACUAUCGCCCAUUCAACUAAGUUCAAUGAAGAUCAAUUCAAUCUUAUCUUUAAAGAAAUCACUAAUCCAACUUCUUUAGAUUCAAGAGAAGUGGCCUUAAAUGCUUUAGGUCAUAUUAAUAAUAAGGAAUUAUCCACUAAAUUAAUCGCUAAUUUCUUAAAACCAGAAAUUAUCCCAAUCAUGGAUAGUCAUUAUUUAGGUAUUCCAUUAUCGAAAAACUCCUUAACUAAAGAAUCAUUCUUGGAUUUCUUUUUAACUAAUUAUGAUCAAUUAUAUAAAUUAAUGUCAACCAAUAUGGUGGUAUUGGAUAGAUUUAUAAGAUUCACUUUAGGAAAUUAUAAUAAGACUGAAAUUUAUAAUAAAAUUGAAAAUUUCUUUAAAGGGAAGGAUAUUCAUGGGUUUGAAAGAUCAUUAAAAUUGGUAUUGGAUGAUAUUAAAAUUAAUCAAAAUUGGUAUAAUAGAGAUAAAGAUGAAAUUGAAAAAUUUUUAUCCUAAGAAAUUUCUACAAAGUUUUUAUAAAGUUUGAUUUUUUUUAUAUGUACAACAAAAU
Molecule: messenger RNA, 3033 nt
Organism: Scheffersomyces coipomensis
Lineage: Eukaryota; Fungi; Ascomycota; Pichiomycetes; Serinales; Debaryomycetaceae
Product: M1 family metallopeptidase
Exons: 1
Coding region: 306-2978 (890 amino acids)
Biological process (GO): proteolysis; peptide catabolic process
Cellular component (GO): cytoplasm
Molecular function (GO): peptide binding; metalloaminopeptidase activity; zinc ion binding
Source: RefSeq, a predicted model, not a curated record